Molecule: messenger RNA, 1792 nt
Organism: Neolamprologus brichardi
Lineage: Eukaryota; Metazoa; Chordata; Actinopteri; Cichliformes; Cichlidae
Source: RefSeq, a predicted model, not a curated record
GAAAAGAGUCACACGGGUCCGGGAUGCAGGAGAAAGAAGUUCCAGAUCAUUUCAGCCUCUGGAGCUGAUGGAGGAAACCUCCAGCUCCUCUCUGGACCAAAGUGCUUCAGCUGAAACAUGUCUGUAACUGUCAGUGUGUCAGAGGAAGCGUGUUUCUUACCGAGCGGUCAGAUUUAAAUCAGGGAUGCUCAGAUGUGCCGCUACAUGUUUGAUUCUUGGAUUCGUUUGGGGCGCAAAGACGGUCCAGACCUCAGAGGGUCCCCGAUGCUCCGCAGACCUGAAGGAGAUCAGCUCCAGCUCAGACUCCGUCGCAGUGCAGGUAACGUCGGCCGGUCUGUCCUGUAACUUCAGCCUGUUCUGCGUUCUGGACUCAUGGUCCAGUCCUGCCCACUGCAAGUCUGAUGGAGAGACCGGCAGCGCCACCAUCUGUAAUAUAACGGGACUGCAACCCGGGACAGUGUAUCAGCUGACAGCGGUUUCCAGGAAGGAUGGCGAGAUUAGCCACGGGACAGUUCAGACAGACCCAGUUGGCCCAGCUCAUCUGGACCUCCAGCUGGGCCCAGCUCGACCUCAUCCUAAAAGCCUGUUUACGGUUCUAAGUGGCUCGGCUCUGACGGUGUCCUGGACUCGGCCUACCGGUCGUGUGGACUGGUACGAUGUGACUCUGGAGGACACGAGCUCCGGAUCCCGGCGCAGGACCAGAAUCAAGGGCUCUCUGGGCCCAGCUCGACCUCAUCCUAAAAGCCUGUUUACGGUUCUAAGUGGCUCGGCUCUGACGGUGUCCUGGACUCGGCCUACCGGUCGUGUGGACUGGUACGAUGUGACUCUGGAGGACACGAGCUCCGGAUCCCGGCGCAGGACCAGAAUCAAGGGCUCUGCAGCCUCACAAACCGGGUUCACCUCCCUGAUUCCCGGGACUCUGUACAAAGUCAGUGUGGUAGCUUCAGCUGGGAACAAGAGCGCCUCACCUGUCCACGCAAUGACAGCUACAGCUCCCUCCUCAGUGGACGGCCUGCAGGUGGCGUCCUCUUCCUCACACAGCCUCGGAGUGACUUGGUGGAUCGGCUCGGGCCGCAUGGAGAACCUCAGGGUUCUGCUGAGGGAUCGGGCUGGUGUUCUGCUGAAGAACAUCACUCUGAAGAACAGCAGCACCUCGGCGGAGCUGGAUGGUCUGCGCCCAGGGACCCCGUACACCAUCACCGUGGUAACAGAAGCAGUCGGCCUUCAGAGCUCCGCCUCGACAGCAUCCGUCACAGAAACCUCGCUGAGCGUCCGGUGGAGUCGGCCGCUCGGACAAUGGGACGGCUUCACCGUGCUCCUCAGGUGGGCAACCGCCGCCGCCACCAUUGUAGAUCAGAGAGUCCUCGGCUGGGAGGCCAAAGAGUGCACGUUCAACAGCAUCACGCCUGGGGGCCAGUACACCGUUACCGUGACAACCAACAGCGGUAACCUGAGCAGUUCCGCCUCUGUGACGGCAUGGACCACUCCGGCUCAGGUCGGCGGGCUGCAGCUCUCCAACCUCGGCAGCACCGACAGUCUGCAGGCGCGGUGGGCGCCGGCCCCCGGAUACCUGGACUCCUACCAAGUCUUGCUGGUUCAUGACAGCAGCGUCAUCAAGAAUGAGAGCGUGAUGGCCAACGUCAGCAGCCUCAGCUUCCAGGCCCUGAGACCCGGCGCCCUGUACCGCGUGGUGGUGACCACGGUCAGAGUGGGACACACCUCCAGACAGACGGUGUCCGAGGGACGCACAGGUAAGAAACGCCAGCAGGGAACAACACGAGGGUGGAGUUGA